AUGCUGAAAUAUCCGGACGCUGUUCAAGAGUACGUGUCUAAAGAGCUCUCGAAAGGCCGAUGCUCGGGCCCUUUCUCAAAAACCGAUGUUGAACGGAUUCUUCGCGGCCCAUUUGUCAGCUCCCCGCUUCUUGUCUCAGCAAGCUCUCAAGGCCCUGGUCUUCCGGAGAAGUUGCGAGUUUGUCGGAACCUUUCAAAAGGCGACACGAAGAACGGGCUCCCGGCCCUCAACACAUUCGUCGACAAGGACCUUUUCCCGACUUGUUUUGAUUUCGCAUAUCAGGUCGAAGAAGUGAUCGCAAAUGUACCCGACGGCACCCUUGCCUGCGCGUUCGACCUCCAGUCUUUCCAUCGAACUGUCCCGGUCCACCCCCUCCACAAGCCCUACCUCGUUUUCGAAUCCGGCGGGCAUUUUUACAUCGACCACGCCCACCCCUUCGGUCUUUCCACGGCGAGCAGCAACGCAGGCCAAGCUGGCGGUGCUUUAGUGAGAAUAUGGGAUCUGCGACUGGGUAAAAACGGCAAAACCAUGCGCUACGAGGACGACAUACCGGUUUUCCGCUUUCCGAGCCCACUCACACAUCACGACGUCCUUAACCUUGUCGACGACCUUCAUGCUCCCUGGCAUCCAGUCAAAUCCGGCUCCGAGUUCACCCCGUCGAUUGUUUUUAUUGGCUUCCUUUGGGAUAUCGCCAACUGGACUGUCUCCCUGCCAGAAGAGAAACGAAUCAAGUACCGACACCGCGUCAAAGAUUUCCUCACACAAAAAACCGUCUCCUUGCAUGACGUCCAACGGAUUCAUGGCACCCUCGUCCACAUCUCCUUUGUACAUCGCGACGGCGCUUCCCGCCUUCCCGCCAUCUCCUCGCUGAUGCACGGCUACAAAAACAGUUUUAUGCUCCGACACGUCUCAAAGGUAGCCCGUACCGCGUUGGAAUGGUGGUUAACCCGGCUCGAUGACCCAUCCGCGCACCCGGCCCAUCCACCCCCUGCCCCUGUUGCAAGAUCUCGGCCUCUUUGUUGA
This is a messenger RNA of Mycena indigotica, 1023 nucleotides long. RefSeq lists its product as uncharacterized. NCBI's taxonomy places the organism in Eukaryota, Fungi, Basidiomycota, Agaricomycetes, Agaricales, Mycenaceae. The transcript has 2 exons. Bases 1 to 1023 code for a protein of 340 amino acids. The record is from RefSeq and is a predicted model, not a curated record.